AUGGUCCGCUCGUUCCACAAGGUCGUCUACAAGCCCGACUCGCAGUCGACUGACGAGUUUAUGAUGAUUGUUAACCAGGACGAGUACCAGAAGUGGAUCAAGGGCGACAAGACGAUCCCGCUCACCGAGGUCGUCGACAGCUUCCAGGUCUUCCACACGGGCCAGGGCGCCCAGGGCAUCAUGGGCCAGCCCUCGAAGCAGCAGCUCGACACCGUCUUUGGCACCCACAAGGACGACGAAGUCGCCAAGAUUCUCCUCGAGCGCGGUCAGCUCCAGUCUGCCAACGCAAAGGAGGGUUACUCUUCCACCAACGACAGCAAGCAGGGCGUCAACACCAUCUCGGCCGGCUCCUACUCUGGCGGCGGACACGGCGGCCGCUAA
Pseudozyma flocculosa PF-1 is the source of this 381-nucleotide messenger RNA. RefSeq lists its product as uncharacterized. NCBI's taxonomy places the organism in Eukaryota, Fungi, Basidiomycota, Ustilaginomycetes, Ustilaginales, Ustilaginaceae. The record is from RefSeq and is a predicted model, not a curated record. The transcript is spliced from 3 exons. Bases 1 to 381 code for a protein of 126 amino acids.